GGCGCCGAUCGCGGGCGCGAGGGCCGAGGGACGGCGUUCACCUGUGGCUUUCCAGGUCAGCGGGAACAAGGGGAAACGUGGAGCCGGGUUUGGGGGGCUGUGUGAAGAUUCCUCCCCGGAGCGGGGUCAGCCCGUGCGGAUGAGCCGCAGAGCUUCGGUCCUUGGAGCGGGUGCUGCCCAGGAUGGACAUCUGCGGUCUCAGGGAGCGAUUCCCCAGGAGGAAGGGGAGCCUUGGCCUGGCCUGCACGGCUCAGGUGGACUUUCGAAGACAGGUUUUGCUCACUGGGAUACAAACACAGGGAGCCAAGCAGUUUUUUAAGUCCUUGUACAUCCAGAAGUAUUUUCUUGUUUACAGCAAAGACAAACGGACAUGGAACACCUUCAAAGGAGACAGCUCACCAACAGGAAAGAUUUUUGAAGGUAAUUCCAAUGCCUAUGAGAUAAAAGAGAACAUCAUUGAUCCCCCCAUUAUUGCUAGGUACAUCAGACUCUACCCCACCGAGUUCUACAACAGGCCUACUCUUCGCAUGGAGCUUCUGGGCUGUGAAGUAGAUGGUUGCUCUUUGCCCCUUGGAAUGGAAAGUGGAGAGAUCAAGAACACCCAGAUAACAGCCUCAUCUACUAAGACAUCCUGGUUUAACACGUGGGACGCUUCACUUGCUCGUCUCAAUCAGAGUGGAAAGAUGAACGCCUGGCGAGCCAAGUGGAACAACAACCAACAGUGGCUGCAAAUCGAUCUCCUCACAGCUAAGAAGAUCACUGCUAUUGCCACGCAGGGGGUCACGUCCAUGUCAGCCGAAAACUUUGUGAAAACCUAUGUUCUUCUGUACAGCAACGAAGGCUCCGAGUGGAAAUCCUACACAGAGGGUUCAAGCUCAGUGCCAAAGGUUUUCUUGGGUAAUGCAAACAGCAAUGGGCACGUCAAGAAUUUUUUAAACCCGCCCAUCCUGUCCAGGUUCAUCCGCAUUGUUCCAAAAACACGGUACCGUGGGAUUGCCCUUCGGGUAGAACUCUAUGGCUGUGAUUUUGGUGGGGGUCUGGCUGUGAAAAGGACUGACAGGUCUGGGAGCUCUUAACCUGCCAGCAGUCAUCAUGCAGAACAAGAUUGUUUGCUAAGAAACCCUAAAAACAGUCAUGCUUAGUAGUUUGGAUGUGUGCUUCGUCAAAGGAACAUGAUGUUUUACCAGCGGGAUUGAGAGAUUUCUCUGGCAGGUGUUUCAUUCCCACAAAUACACAGCUCAGAAAACAGCUUCUUUUCUCUGGGAAGAAAUAGUAGUCCCUUCUAAUUAGUAUUAUCCCUUCUUCGUUAUAACCAGUACUCUGUGUUACUUUUUACUUAAUUUUAAAUCCCAGAUCCCUAGGAAUGGAGACUCUGGCCUUGAUCCUGAACGCUGACUAGCUCCAUUUUGUAACGCUUUUGCAGCACAGACGAGGAAUAGAAAGCUAUAGCAGGUGGGUGUUCUGAGAGGGAAAGCCAGUGCUGAUCUGGAGCUGUGGUGCUGCAUUCCAGCAGUGCCUUGGUGAGAAGUGAUUGCAGGGGUGGCCUCUCCUCCACGUCUUUCACCUGCACUGUGGCAAAGGCAGGACGUGUCUCAGCACUGAGGUAUGCACAGCCCCUUCUCUGGGAAUGUGUGCUGGCAUUGUCGCUUUGGUUCUCGCAUACCCAGCACGCCUGAACGCUGUGGAUUUCACAUAAUUCACCUGCAGUGCCCCGGCGAGGACAAAGGGGGUCAGCAGUGCCUUUUCCAUCCCAGAAAUGAGAAGGGAUCCGAUUUAACCCGGCAGGUCAUGGAACAGCAAUGGGAGAACCAAAAUGAGAAUUCAGAACUCCGGAUGCUCAGUCCCACAAACGCUUUCAGACUGUUGGGACAGGGAGCUCCCUUGGUGAAGAAAGCUUUGAGAACUGCAGCUGUUCAGUGGCAGCACAGCCUGGGGGUGGCAGAGGAGGACUAGGAUGAAACUGGGUGACAGAAACAUCUGCAUCUUCUCUUACAAUUUAACGGUGUUUACACUAAUGGAAAUACUCUUGUGCAUAGAUUUUACAUGGAUUUUUUUUCCCAGGAUGACUACAUCUGAAAAUAGAUACCCAGUCCAUGAAGUCAUUAUUCCAACAGAAUGUUAGCUAAGCUUUCAGUAGUGUUCUGGGCUUCUGUCCUGUAAAUUGUUUAUUUGCAGCACUUCACUUAUCACACUAGUACCAUUCAGCAGGCCGGAUUUUUAAAGUAAGUUGGUCUUUGAACCUUGGAUGGUGUUAGCCAGUUUUAGUUCAGUAGUUUUUAAUAUCUUUUUCUUACAGAACAUGCAUUUUAAAGAGAAGGUAUAGAACAGGAGUGGAAAAAAUGUAAAAACUAAACAAAUAUUUUCUUCUUUUUUUUUAUUAUGUCACAAACUUGUAAUUUUCCACUGGAAAAUAAAGCUAAUAUUGUAGCAUAAAAGGUGCAUCAACAUUUUAUUUUGUGUAUUUGCUUCUACAGUAGUAGCUCUGGUAAUAGUGAACAGGAAAGAAAAAUUUUCAGUGCCAAUUAGAAUUAAUUUCAAAUGGUGAAACAGUAUGAAUAAUUGCUCCAUCUUCAAAGGUCGGCUUCUUAGUAUUUUGUUAUGGUGCUUAAUUUAUUUUUGUUUCACACCACCAUGAAAUUGCAACACACGGCAUAUUCACUAAAAAAAAAGAAAAAAGAAGAAAGAAAUGUAAACUUUGGAAUGAGGAAACCCUAGAAUGAUGACUCUGGAAAACAGUCAAUAUGCGCUUGCUGACUUCAGCAGAACCAGGAUUUUAUGUGAUAACUGUGAAAUAAUUUAAUUUUUGGAAGGCGGUGAUCUUUAAUAUUCUAAAUAAGUAAUUAGUUCUUUAUAGCUAGAUAUAUAUAUAUACACACACACAGAUAUAAUUCUAUAUAAAGUUACAUAAAUGCAAAACUGAUUGACAUGACUCAGUACAUCUGCAUCAAUUUUACAAGUUGAAGGUUCUGCUUCUUCUUACUAAUGAGCAGUAAUUUGGUUAGCCAGGGUCAGCUGUCCUGCCUGCAUUUCUUCCCCUGCCCCUUGCCCAUGCCCAGCCUCCUCACUGGCAGGGCAGAGAGGUAAAAAGCAAAGGCCUCGACAGCAUACAAACACUCUUGAGUGCCACCUAAAGCACCCCUGUGUUGUUACCACUGCCCUAGUCACAAAUCUGAGCCACAGCACUCUGUGAUGGGAAGUAACCCCAUUCCACUGGCAUUCCAGCCUGCCCAGCAGAGCAGGGACAUCGGGGCCCUGUGCCAGCCCAGACGUGCGGCCAUUGCUGAUAACACAAUGUUCCCUUGCACAGCAGAGGAAGAUAAGUGCUACAACCAACAGCAAAAGUCCAAACCGGUCACUAAUGUGCCAGAUUCUAACGUACAGUAAGGCAAAAAGUAUGAACCCCUGCCAAUACCUCACAGGACUUUAAGCUACUCUUUGUGCCCUUAGAGAAUUGUGACUGGUGAUUAAAUUGACACCUUCAGCUAUGGCAGUUAGCCGAAUGACUGCCUGAGGCUCUGGAAAAUGAUGAUUUAUGGUCUGUCAUUUUUCCACCGUUACUUUAAAAUGCCUUUAUGCUUCUGGUGGGUCUCUGUCCACUCGUUCUACCUCUUCUUUCCACAUGAGCAGAACAAUGAAUGUUUAGAGUGGGCAAUUCUUUUGUUAGUUUAAGCAAUUUGAGACUUGCCUCAUAGCUGUUUUUAAAAAUAAUUUAUUUUUUCCAAAUUGCUUCAACGCUAAGGAGAAGUUGCACAAAGUUGUUCUGGCCUUGGGCACCUGGCUAUUCUGGCAGCAUGACCAGCACAGGAACAUGUACCUAUGGAGUGUGCCUGUUGCUGUGCAGGUUGUGGUGAGUUGAAGUGUACAGGAGAGCUGGCAAGGGAGAAGGUGCAAUGCAGCCUUUCCCUCCGUGCCUUCUCUCUGUGUGUUCGUUAGAGCUCCUUUCUUCUUUCCUCUGAAGAAGCAGCUUUGGUUCAUCAUCUGUUUUUAGUGCCAUGGCAACUUCACAGUAUUGGGGCUGGGAAGGUGUUUUCCCCCUGGCUGGGACAUCACUUUCUGUGAGCCUCAGCCUUUACUACACAAGGUGCAUGAUUGAUGUGUUUGGCAUGUGCUGCCUGGGAUCCAGGGAGCCCUUCCAGGCUGACUGCUCAGGGGAGCCCACUCCCCAAAGCUUUUCUUUCUGCAGGCUGCCUCCUGAAAGAGCCUCCUAAAAAGGGCUCAGCUGCACUGGCAUUUACACAUGUAAACUUCACUGCCUUAUCCUGAAAUGCAAACUUGAAGCCACCCAUGUAUAUAUUCCUUUCUCUACGGUUUUUAUUUUUUAAAAAAAUAAAAUCUGAAGCCAUGAAUUGCUAGCUGAUGAGCUGUCCUGGGACACAGGGAUAGUCUGUCCUUUGAGUUCUGUGGUCUGAUGGCAGUCGGAGCAAGGCAGGGGCAGUGGAUGUACAGCACUCCUGUCAAGUGACCAAAAGGAGCAGCUCAAUUUUAAUCAUACUUUUCGUACAGACAUCAAAUCUUUGAUGGGGAACAGGCCAGUUAUUACAAGUAAGUCACAAAUUAACUAAUGAAUAACAGCAAUAUCAGUGAUUUUUGUACCAAAGUAAUGACACUGUGGCCACUACAAUAGAAAAGCUUGCUGUGCUGUGUAUGUCUUCAGGCCCAUAAUGUGUGGAAGUCACACCUGGAUGUCGUUCAGGUUCUGAGCUGUGCUGUUGCUGUGGUGAUGAGGUGAUUAUAGAGCCUGAUUGGAGCUGUAUGCAGAGUUAACAACGAUGCCUAUGAAAAUCUGUAACCAUGUGGACAUUGUUGGUUUCUAAUUAAACAGCUGUUUUUGUUAAAUAAAAAUACUC
Hirundo rustica (Barn swallow) is the source of this 4847-nucleotide messenger RNA. RefSeq names its product coagulation factor V-like. The coding region runs from base 183 to 1076 and encodes 297 amino acids. NCBI's taxonomy places the organism in Eukaryota, Metazoa, Chordata, Aves, Passeriformes, Hirundinidae. The transcript has 7 exons. The record is from RefSeq and is a predicted model, not a curated record.